This is a messenger RNA of Phragmites australis (common reed), 1367 nucleotides long. RefSeq names its product WRKY transcription factor WRKY28-like. Gene Ontology annotation, biological process: regulation of DNA-templated transcription. Gene Ontology annotation, molecular function: DNA-binding transcription factor activity; sequence-specific DNA binding. Bases 116 to 1114 code for a protein of 332 amino acids. The transcript has 3 exons. NCBI's taxonomy places the organism in Eukaryota, Viridiplantae, Streptophyta, Magnoliopsida, Poales, Poaceae. The record is from RefSeq and is a predicted model, not a curated record.
CCCUCAAGGCCAUGCCCACUUCAGACUUCACCCGUGCACGAUUUCUUCCUCGAUCACCCGCGCUCUCUCUACAAGAGACGUUGCAUCGGUCAAACAGUUGACAGUUCUUGCCCCCAUGGAUCCGUGGAUCGGGCAGCCUUCGCUCAGCCUGGACCUCAACGUCGGCCUGCCGACAGCGCGGCCGGCGCCGGCGCUGAAGCCGAAGGUCCUGGUCGAGGAGAACUUCUUGCCCGUGAAGAAAGAUCGAGAGGUUGAGGCGCUGGAGGCGGAGCUCCGGCGAGUGAGCGAGGAGAACAAGACGCUGAGCGAGAUGCUGCGGGCGGUGGUGGCCAAGUACACCGAGCUGCAGGGCCAGGUCAACGACAUGCUGGCGGUGGGCUACAGCGCCGCCGCCAACCGCCAGUCGUCCACGUCGGAGGGCGGCUCGGCCGCCUCGCCGUCCAGGAAGCGGAUCCGGAGCGACAGCCUCGACACCGCCGGCGGCGGCCAGCACCACCACCGCAAGCCCUCGCCGCCUUUCUCCAUCCCCGUUCCCGACCAGAUGGAGUGCACGUCGGCCGCCGCCGCCGCCGCCGUCCACGAGCCGCCCAGGCGCAUCCUGGAGGAGUGCAAGCCCAAGGUGUCCCGGCGCUACGUCCACGCUGACCCCUCUGACCUCAGCCUCGUGGUGAAAGAUGGGUACCAGUGGCGGAAGUACGGGCAGAAGGUGACCAAGGACAACCCGUGUCCGCGCGCCUACUUCCGGUGCUCGUUCGCGCCGACGUGCCCGGUGAAGAAGAAGGUGCAGCGCAGCGCGGAGGACAAGACCAUCCUGGUGGCGACGUACGAGGGAGAGCACAACCACGGGCAGCCGCCGCAGCACGACGGCACGAGCGGAGGAGCCACCUCGAAGCAGCCCCCGACGAGCAACGCCGCCGGGGCGCUGUCGCCACCGCAGCCGCAGCCGCAGCAGAGGAAAGAGCCGCCGGCGGCUACGGCGGGGCCGUCGGAGGCGGUGAGGAAGAACCUGGCGGAGCAUAUGGCGGCGACGCUGACGAGGGACCCGGGGUUCAAGGCAGCGCUCGUCAGCGCGCUCUCCGGCCGGAUCCUUGAGCUCUCGCCGACCAGGGAUUAGCGCCUAAUUAAUUAAUUAGUCCGUAGCUAGCGAAUUCAUUAGACAUGGUUAUAUUAGCUCAAAUCAAAGAGGUGAAUUAUUUGAGUUGCUUAUUAUGCAUCCGUCAUUGCAGUUGCUUCCUGGACGAUGAAGAGAGAGGUGAUUAGGCUAAAGAUUAAUCGCCUGUAUAUAUUUGUACUUGAUUAUUAAAUAGCUCUACAAGCAUGUCGCCGAGCGCUUGGCUUGGAUGCUAAUGCAUGGAACAAUUGCAAUU